AGUUGUUAUUUUGCUCCUGUGAGUGUGUGUUGUGGUGUUUUGUUUUAGUGCGGUAAUAUGGGUGUCAGUUGUGUUUGUGAGCGAUGGUUGCCUUAUGUAUCGAAAGCAGUACCGUCUUCUUGAAGACUCAGUGCGGAACAACGGAUGCUUUAGCGAAUGAUGGCCAACGAUCCUGAAAUUUUCAUGCAAACUCCAUUGGCUAUUUGGGUCAGAACAUUUUACGACGAUGAUGGCAAACCGUUGGAUUUUAAGCAGCUGUGUGAUGGUGUCUUCCUGCACAAUGUCUGGCUUCAAAUUGAUAGCCAACCUACUUUCGCCGGGGUGACCAAUCCAGCUACGGACUUGACUGCACGGCUACGGAAUCUUAACAAUUUGGUGCACAACAUCAAAGCCUUUUAUGAGGAGGUGCUCGAACAGGUGCUGGUGAUGCACCUUCCAAACAUCAUCACCAUUGCAAAAGCCGUUUACGAUGAAUGCAGCGAACAGGAGCUCGGUCGUCUUCUCCUGCUCAUGUUGGGAUGUGCGGUACAGUGCAGUGCCAAGGGGCGAUUCAUCGAAGCCAUUCGACGCCUUGACCUGGCAACACAAGCUGAAUUAGCCCAGAACAUAGCUUCUUUGACAGACAACCCAGAGGCAGUAUGGACACGGGACUGGGGACACCUGGACGCGCUGCCUGAACCUGACCGACCACGUCUUUAUGCAGCCCUUGUGCAGCAUGUCACUGCCUUAACGAAGCAGCGUGAUGCUGCAGCUCAGCGGUUGGUGAACUUGGUGUUGGAACAAGAGGGCGGACAGCCGAGCGUGUGCGUGCAACAUGAGGAUGCUCACCUCGGGGUCGAGCUGGCGGAUAGCAGGGGACGUGUGAGGCGUUUGCAACAAGAACUGGAAGAAAAGAUUGAGUCACUUUCUGAACAGAAGGAAGAGUUGGACAACAUGAAAGAUGCUAUUGUGCGUUUGAGACAGCAAAACUUGGAGUUAGUGCAAGAUGCUAGGAUGGCUAAAGCAUAUCGUGACGAGAUUGACAUUCUCAAGGAAAAGGUAUUGAAACUCGACCGCCUGGAAGCAGAGAUCCACCGUUACAAGGACAAGAUGAAUGAACUCGAAUUUUUUCGUACGAGAGUUGAGGAAUUGCGCGAGGACAAACGUAUCUUGGGUGAGACAAAAGCCAUGUUGGAAGAACAACUGGAGUCGUGCAGAAGAAGAGCGGAGCAGGCCCUGCAGCUGGAAUCCGAGCUCUUGCGGGCGAGGGCUCGCAUCAGCGAGUGUGCAUUGGAGCGUGAUCUGGAGCGUGAGCAGGUGCAGAAGCUGUUGGAACAGCAGCAGCAUCUGCAGUUAGAGCAGAAAGCCGCACUAGAAGAAGCCACCCACCUGCGAGCGGAACUACAUCAGCUGCGGGCACGGGACAAUGCCAAUCUCUCUCGAACGGAAGACAGCUUGCUUGAACAACUGAACAGCGAUGCUGAGUCUCGAGCUCUGCAGCUGGAACUCGAGAACCAACGUCUGAAGCAGCAACUGAGAGAAGAGAGCCAGCAAGAGCAGUUUGCACACACCACAGAAGAGCUGUUGACAAAGCUGAGUACAGCGGAAGGAGAAGUGAAACGACUUACCAGUGAACGAGCUCAGUUGAGCGCGGAACGCAGCGCAAGUGCCUUGCAGCUCGCAGACAUGGAGUCUCAAUGUACUCGACUGCGGAAACGAGUUGCCGGCCUGCAGGAGCAACUGGAACUCAGCAAAGCGGACAGUGCAAAGAUCGAACAUCUGGAAGCUAGCAUAGCAUCGAGCAGUUUAGAAAACCAACGGCUUCAGCGCAGUUUAGAAUCUGCACAGGGACGUCUCAAGGAGUGUGAAUCGGAGCUUCAGGCAUCAGAAACACAAUGCAGCAAGCUGGAAUUGAAUGUGGAGAGUCUACGGGGACAGCUGCGUACUAUGCAUGAUUUGGAGACGGAGAAUGCUGACUUAGAAAAUAAUCUUCAUCAGGUAGAGCAGCAACGACGGGGCCUCGAAAAGGACGUGAUGCGGCUGCGCACCACUUUGGAGGGCAAAGAUACGAAGCUGGAUGAGUUGACUUCACGUGUGGCCACCUUGGAACGUGAGAAGCAGCAAAUGCAGAAGGAGCUGGACUCUUCUACAGGAACAGCAGCACGUGCCAGAGAACUAGAAGAACGCAAUGAACAGCUAACGCAGCAAACGGCAUUGGAUGCAAGAGCUUUGAGCCACCUCAGACAAGAGCUGGUUGAAGAGAAGAUAAAAAGCCAGCAGCUGGCCACCGAGCUCGAGAGGAUCGCUUCUAGCUUGGAGCUUACAACAAGUCUUUGGAAGUCAGAGCGAGAGAAGAGUCGAGAGGCGCCAGUAAAUAAGGCAUCACUGCAGUCAGUGGAGAAAGCUGCACUAGAAGAAGUGGAAAACCUGUUGGUUGUGGCAAAUGAGGAGAAACGCAGCAAGGCAGACAGAGAGGCACCAACUACUAAAAGUGGAGAACUCAUCGAGUGUGCGGCUGACUCUCACCAAAGUUGCACCGAUGCAGACAAGCUCAUUCCAAGGAAGAUUUUUGAGCUGAGAGACCACAUUGUGCAGCUGGAAAAGAAGAAUUGUCAGUUGGAGGAAGAAGCAUGCUGUGCACGCGACCAGCUGCAGGCACUGCAGGAACACACUGCAGUUCUGCAGGGCCGUGCCACAAGCAGCGAGCAGCAACGCCUUGCCCUUCAAGCACAGCACGCACAACUGCAAGUUGAGGCGGCAUGCUUAGCCUCUCAACAUGCCGCAUUGUCCCAGUCGGCAUCACAGCUUAGGGAUCGCCUUACACAGCUCGAUACACAGAAGGAUCAGCUGAUAAGUGAAAAGGAAGAGCUAGCACGCAGCAACGAGUCAUUGCUACGUGACCACCAAGUGCUGGAGAAGCUGCACGAUCAGCUGAGUGCAGACUAUGAAGCUCUGGCAUCAAAUCUGAGUUGUGUCAAGGCAUCGUGCAAGCUUCUCAAGCACGACAAUGCUGCUUUAAAGGAUCAACUUCAAGAGGUAGCCCUCUCACAGGAAAUGCUGAAGCUGAGAGAGGAGUCCGAAGACGAGAGUUAUCGUACGGAGAAUGCCAAACUAAAAAACGAACUCAGGCUAGAGCGUGAGGCCAAAGAACAAGCACAAGCCGAGGUUCAGUCCCUCCGUGGGCAGCAGGGCUCCCUGAAGGAAGCGCAGGCGGCACUGCGGCUGCAAGUGGGACACCUACGAAAUGAACUAGAUGAGACAAAAGGGGAACUAUUGCAGACGCAAGAUGAGAACGCACGACUCAAUGCACAACACCAAGUAAUGUUGCAAGCUAUUACCAGCUUGGAGGAAGAGAGAAGCCAAGUGUUGUCCAAAGUGUCUUCCCUCCUCAGCCAAUACCAGCAGGGAAUGAGCAUGUCACAGUUGGACCGAGAGACUCUGCUUCAGCUUCAGCUACAGAAGGAAGACUUGGAAAAAUUUCUGCAAAAGUACACACGAAGGUUGGAACGGAGCUACAAUCUUCUGGGAAGUAACCUGAAAAGGUCAAAAUCUGAAAAUUUAUUUGCGGAUGUCAGUCAGACUGGAGCACUCCUUUCAAGUUCUCUGGUAGGAGGAUUGAGCAAUGGUGAGCCAUGCCAAAGAAAUUUUGCAGGUCGGACAAGUGUGCGCUCUCAUAAUGGACAUUCGUGGGCCGGACCAGACUCUGAGGCGGCAGACGACCAAAUCCCAGUGCGAGAUGUCGGCCCCUUAUCAUCACCCGUUAGCUCCCGUGCUUCGCCCGAUGCAUCGUUGAGCCAGCGGACAGCGUCUCCGCUAUGCUUUUCUCCUCUUCCAGUUUUUUCUGCUUCCACGCAGUGCAGCACACCAUCACCACCACAACCAACACAGAUGACCGUAGAGAAUCACACCACGGUAAACGUGGUUACACACCUCACCAAUGUAGCAGCAGCCCCAUCAUCCGCCCCAGUGGGACGUUGCUCUCCGACAGCUACGACGUCCCGCUUUUCUCGCGCACCCACAGCGAGGCACUCCAUGUACUCCCGCCUGCGCGGAAACUCCCUGCUACCCAAUAACAGCCCUGGCCUUCGUGCUCCGCUUCGACUCUGUGCCUCCCAGGAGAAAUUGCUGCUGGACGAUACGACAGCUCCAGACUCGGAAUCUACGACGUCCACGGUGCUGCCGACGGAAGGCAGGGAACGGAGGGCCAGUGCGGUAUGGUACGAAUACGGUUGUGUUUGAAAGGAAUUCCCAGGGCUUCGAGUUCCAAAUCAAAAUCAUGUUGCAAUGGAAGGGGGGAUGUAUAAGGUUGUUAAUGAUGCCACCGAGAUUGCUGGUGGAAUUGCUUUUUUUUUUUUCGUCCAAAUGAGACACGUUAGGGCUGUGCUGAUGGUGAUGAGGUUGUUCAGAUAGAAUAUCCUGAUUGUGUAUUUCAUGAUUUGUUUGCAUAGUAUUUUGUUGAAUACUGCAAAUAUAUUUGAGUCAUCGACCUGCUGUUGUGGCGGCAUGCACGUUGGGAAGGUUUGCUUUCCACAGCCUAAAUUUGGUAGACUUCUGCUUCAACUCCAACAAAAAUCCAAUCCGUUAAGAUAAAAUCUGUAACUUCAGCAGCGAUUUGCAUUUGUUUACUCAGUUACCAGAUGGGAAGCUGUGCAUUGUACAUGCCUUUUUUGUGGCAGUGCAAUGUAAAGAGAGCCUAAAGCUUUGGGGUUUAACUCGAUUCUUCCAAAAAUUUGCACCCUGAAUUGAAGGUUGCCUCUUUAGGGUGAAACCCGAUUUUUACCCGCUAAAUUGCCCUCACUGAGACGUCUGUAGGGAUGCACACUAACUUGUUUGGCAGAAAACGCAGUUACAUCACCGUUUGUACCAAAGCAUUAGUACCAGUACUGUUAGUUUGAGUAAAUGGCCCCGAUUUCUCCCUGAAUUUCGCAUACUAGAAGAUUUUCCACACGAAUUCGCAUGCAUUUAGAGCACAUGCUUAUCUACCUGAGUUUUACCCCCCGAAUUUCUAAAAAAGAAUAUUUCUUGAAGACUUCAGGCUCUAAAUAUGAAAUGUCAGAAUUUGUGCUAAUGUUUCGACAUUGUCUAGAGAGGACUUAAUGGUUUCGACAUUGUCUAGAGAGGACUUAAUGGUGCAGCAUAUUACGGUGCAUUAAAAUGCAGCUUAUCAGCCAUCACGACAUGUGUCAGUUCAAGUGUUUCUUGAAACUACGGGAACUCGUUUACAUAGUGUCUCUUUUUUUUUUUCAAAAAGCUGUACAAACCUUCUGCAAGUUUGAAAAGUUACCCAGACUUAUCUUGGGACUUAAGUUUUAGAGACAAUAAGUUAGUGUGCCCUCUAUAACUGGUGGAUGCCAUUACAGAUGGAAUGAGUCUGCACUCUCAAAAGGUAUGCAGCAGCUAGCCGUGCUACAUGAAAACUCGCUGAGAACUUGCACCACAAAUUGCUGAAGUGAAAACCAGAGUGGCUGUUGUACCACAAGGCCACACAAAAUAUUUUCCAAUAACUAAUUCUUUGCGUAAUAGUAGAUGUAGGAAUGUUCAGCAGCAUUCAGUUUGUUAUUUUCUGAAGCAAUCACUAUUCAGUCCAACCCAAAAUUUGACUGUUUGUGCAGCCCUAAGUCAGGACAUUUCCUGCUGUGCCUUUGAAAGUUUCAUUGCCUCUCUCAUAGCAAUACAGAAUGGGCGGCAUCAGGAAAUGUGUGAAACGUGCUACUUGCAGCCACUAAAACAAAUGAUCUCAAGUUUGUAGGUCACAUUAUUGAGAUCAUUGUUUGUUUACGAAGGCUGUAGUGUGGAUCUCAAAUUGUUUGUAUAUGUGCGACAGCUGUAUUUUGUUUGUGGUUAAAGAAACUGAAUUUUUAUGGCCCCUGUUGGGAUGAACUUUUCAUCGUGCAAAAGAAAUUAUAUGACUUUUGUGAGAUCGGUAGUGACAUGCAUGGCUGCCAAUUUUUUGGGGGCAGAUGCACACCCACAACCAGGUGCUACAUUAAGUUCCGAUUGUGACGGAGGAAAGGGUACCUCCUGAGAAACGGGACGGAUCCCUGUGGGACUGCAUUUUGAUGUAGUUUUUAUUUGACAGGGUAUUGCAUGUGUAUUGUUUUGUAUUGUUUGCUCUCCAGUGAUGGCACAGGAGAAUCGAAUGAAUGAAUUUCAGUGUAAGUUUUGAAUCUUGCUAUGCGCACAUCGUAUCUGCUUCUACUUGAUUCUUUUUUUUUUUUUUUUGCUGGUGACAUACUCUUACAAGGAAAACGCACAUCACAGUCCAACCUCCUGACGAUGGGUUGGUUAGAGAACAAAAAUUUGCAAGAGUGUAGGGAAACAUCUUCUAUUCAAUACCAUCUGCACGCACAUCCGUAUGUGGAGAGUUGCUAAUUUAAGAGUGGGCAUUUGUGGCACCUGCGUGUAACAUAGAAGCACGUUGUCACUCGAUAGUUCCUCUUUUGUGUGUUGUAGCAUGUGUGUGUUCACUUUGUGUGUGUUGCCGUCUCGAUCUCUCUUCCGAUGCCAUGUCACGAAGCUUAACGCUCGACAGAGAACACAUAGGUUGUUUCCACUGCCAUUGUUUCAGACCGUUGCCAUUUAUGCCUCACUGUAGGUAGUGGAAUGUCUAAUACUGCUCACUGCGUUAAAAGUGUCUCUCUUUAGGCUGUGACCGUAAUUACUGGGGCCCGGAAUUUCAGGCAUUUGCCUGUAAAUGCCUAUAAGUAUAAAUAUCUAGCAUUUGGCAUGCGACAUUGUAGAGGUUGCUUCCUUUUUUUAUCACCUCUAUUGAAUUGUAGCCUUUUUGAACAUUUUUAGAUGCCAUAACAGCCAUUUUUUAGAGGACCAAGUGCUGGUGCGCCUUUCAGUCUCGUGCGGCAUUUUGCUUUUCGUUUCUGUAUGUUUGUGCCUUUUGUUAUUUUACUUUUUUUUUUUUUUCAUUUCGUUUCCUUCAGUACCUUGGUUUGCUAGAAGGGGGCUCAUGCAUACUGGAUUAAAAAAUUUGGCCUUUCUUGGCCUUUAGAGAUCUUCGAGGGCGGACAAUUAAAAGUAUUAUUCAGUAUUGCAUACAAGAUGUCGAAGCUUGUAUAGUACCUUAGCUUUUUUUCCUGGAUGGAGCAUUCUGAAUCACCAACAAAGCAAAAGAGUGUACCUAUUUUUGUAUUCUAUUGCCUAUUUUGCUGUCUUUGAGGGCCUAACUGCCUGCCUACUUGCGUCGUUUUUAGUGCCUAAAUUCCUGGGCCCCAGUAAUUACAUGCGUGGUUGUGCACAUUCUAGUAUGGUAUAUCGUCGAAGUUGUAGGCAGCUAGAGAGCGAAGAUGUGAAGGAGUGGGAAGAAUAAGUAGAGCCCUGUGUUUUAGGGUUGGAACCCCUGACGACUGACCUCGCCAAAGCAGAAACGCAAGCACUUAGUCACGAACUCUGGUGAAUACGAAGUACUUCGCACUCCAGUCUCCCGGUCUCUUUUUUUAUUCACCCGAAAAUGUGCUCUUUCACACGGUAUCACUGAAUUUUGUUUUGUUCUGGAGGUGCAAACGUUGAAACCCGAUUUUUACUCCCCGGCUUCGGAGUAACAUCAAACCCGAAAACGCAAGGGCCCAAGAAUAAGGUUAUAUCACAGGACGGGUAGCUUCUGUAACUAUGAAACAGUAAUAGCUCUGGUGGCGUCAGUUUAUCGAAAUCAGUUAUUGUGCACGGGAUUUAUACUAAUAGAGCGGAACUAAAUGUUACAGGUGAUACUAUCGAUGGAAGUUAGGACCACAUUGAACUUGGCAUUCCAUGAACUUUGCUCGUUUCAACCAGGUCUUCCUUGUGCAUAAUUGACAAGGUUUGUUUGUUUGUUUGUAUGGGAAAAAAAAGGAGGAGAGGAGGUAGUUUUCUUCUGCUGCAUAAGUGUCAUGUUUCCUUGCUCCUUCUCAGAGUGCAAUUUUGUUUGUUUUUAAUGGAUGUCUGCUAGUGUUUGUUGCACAGAUUCUAUUUAUUCUAAAAAAGCCUGAUGGCACUCUGCUUUGUUUACUGCGUUUGUUGCUGAUGUCCUAUUUUGUAAAUAGCUGUAACAUAGCAUACCUGUACGAUGGCUUUAAGUUAUUAAAAUAAAAUGAAAGAGAGUG
Messenger RNA from Ornithodoros turicata, 8069 nucleotides. RefSeq names its product girdin-like. Gene Ontology annotation, molecular function: dynein light intermediate chain binding; microtubule binding. The transcript has 29 exons. The record is from RefSeq and is a predicted model, not a curated record. NCBI's taxonomy places the organism in Eukaryota, Metazoa, Arthropoda, Arachnida, Ixodida, Argasidae. Gene Ontology annotation, cellular component: centrosome; cytoplasm. Gene Ontology annotation, biological process: cytoskeleton-dependent intracellular transport; cytoplasmic microtubule organization. The coding region runs from base 157 to 4218 and encodes 1353 amino acids.